AUGGAAGGUCUAACCGCUUUAGUUAGGAAGUCGGUGGCUAUGGGUGAUUUUAAGCCCCUCAAGUAUGGUGAAGAGGAGAUUGUGGAUAUAUUACAAUUUGCGGUGAAUUUUGCAACAACUUUUCUCGCUUGCAAAAAAAGAGAUAUAUUGUUCUUGUUCCUAGGUAUAAUGGUUGGUGCAAAUCCUAGAAGUAGGAAGUUGCUCCUUUCAUCAAUGGAUGCUACUCAAAGAGAGGAGUAUGUGCCACUGAAACUUGUGGUGGAUGAAGAGAGUAACAAAGUCAUAUUUGCUGAAGCAGGGAAGGACUUUGUUGAUGUUCUUUGUAGCUUCUUAACAUUUCCAUUAGGAACUAUCACAAGGCUUCUUCAAAAAGAUUCCAAUAUGGGAUCUGUUACUAUUGGUUGUCUCAACACUCUUUAUCAAAGUGUGGCAGAUCUUGAUAAAGAGUGUAUGGAAACAGAGAUAAGCAAAGAAAUGCUAUUGAACCCGAGUUAUUCAUUGGAAGAUUAUUCAAGCUCUCUUAAACUUAACAUUGAUGAUACUCCUCCAACAAAAUACUAUAUCUGUAGUUCUAUUCAUGUCUCUCUUGAUGUCUUUGAUGUCUGUUAUGAUUUGACCACUUCCACAAAAUGUGGUGGGUGUGGUAGUCAUUUGGACCCUGAUGUUAGGCUGAAAAAACAAUUCUGCAAUGGAUUUGUUGAUGGGGGUGCAACUUUUGUUAUUACCGAUGAUCUAAGGGUCAUGCCAAACUCCAUGGAUAUUACAAGCUUUAUGAUGCUCCAGCAUUUCGGAAUAAAGAAAAUAAGUUUGCUAAAGGAAAUGACUGUCAAUGUCACAAAGGAAAAGGUACUGGAUAUGCUAUCAUGUGCUUUGGUUUCUGAAUCAACUCUUACUGAUUCAUUUUUACGGAAAAAUCCAACACUGGGAAGGAAAUCAAUGAAUUUUCUUUGCAGUUUUGACAAUACAAAAGAUAUUCAAAUUGCAUUGAAAUUAGUUAUAAGAAAAUCAGAUGGAAAGAUACUAUACGCUCAAGGGGAUAAUGAUUUUGCAGACUUACUUUUAAGUUUUCUCACAAUUCCUUUGGGAGGACUUGAAUGUAUUUUUGGAGGAAACUGUUCUCUUGGUAGUAUUGAUGCUUUAUACCAGAGCAUAGUUGAUUUAGAUGAGUACAAAUAUUUUGUAUCGAAAGAAGCAAAGAAAAGGAUUGUUGAUCCUUACUUGGCCCCACAGUUCAAAACAAGUAAACGGAUUUUACCAGUUAGACCACCCUGUUCAGUGUUUUAUAUGCAUGACAAAUCUUUCAUAACUUGUGAAAAUACAAGUUUUUAUGACAGUUCAAAAAAUAUAGAGCCUGUUACUCUAAAGGGAAUUGUUGAAGGCUAUGUGAAGGGGCCAAGAACUUAUUUAGCCACAGAUGACUUGGUUGUAACACAAGCUUCUCCAACUUCAGCUUUAAAUUUACUCAAUUAUUAUGAAACUCCUCUUGAUGAUCUUAAGGAGAAGGAUAUCAAGAUUGGUGUAUAUGAGUGUUUGUGCAUACUGAAGGCAUCAUUAACCACAACAUCCGCUCUAACAAAUGGUCUUGGACAUUUAGUAGCCGAAGUUAAAAAAAAGGGAAAAUGA
Molecule: messenger RNA, 1623 nt
Organism: Vicia villosa (hairy vetch)
Lineage: Eukaryota; Viridiplantae; Streptophyta; Magnoliopsida; Fabales; Fabaceae
Exons: 4
Coding region: 1-1623 (540 amino acids)
Source: RefSeq, a predicted model, not a curated record